AUGGCUGCUUUCGCCAGAAUGGUGAAGGGCCAGGUGCGCAAUUAUUCCGCACCCGUGGACAUGGCUAUUCCUGCCUCCAAGCGGAAGUUCAUUCCCUCGUCCGGAUCGUACCCUAAAGGCUUCGUCGUCUCUGGUACACACGUUGGAGUCAAGGCGUCGAACACCAGGUUCCCCGAUCUCGCUUUGAUCUCGUCCGAAACCCCAUGCUCGGCCGCAGCUGUGUUCACUACCAACAAGUUCCAGGCUGCGCCGGUGCAAGUGAGCAAGGAUAUCAUCAAAACCCGCCAGGGUCAAGGCAUCCGGUCCGUCGUGAUCAACUCAGGCUGCGCCAAUGCCGUCACCGGCAAAGGAGGUCUGGAAGAUGCAGUGAGCAUGGGUAAGAAGGUAGACGAAUGCGAUGGACUCAACGAACCUAGCACUCUCGUCAUGAGCACUGGUGUCAUCGGUCAACGCCUCCCAAUCUCGAAGAUCCUCAUGAAGGUCCCAGUGGCCCACGCCAACCUCUCCUCUACGCACGACGCCUGGCUGACCACGGCCCGCGCAAUCUGCACAACGGAUACCUUCCCCAAGCUUCUCUCCCGCACAUUCACGCUCCCCUCCUCCCCAGGUCGCACCUACAGCCUCGCCGGCAUGACCAAGGGAGCCGGUAUGAUCCACCCGAAUAUGGCCACUCUCCUUGGCGUUCUGUGCACCGAUGCACCAGUCGAACCCUCCGCCCUCCAGUCCCUUCUCAAGCACUCCGUCAACCGCUCGUUCAACUCCAUCUCCGUCGACGGCGACACCAGCACGAAUGACACGAUCGCCAUCCUCGCCAACGGUGCCGCAGGCGGAUCACCCAUCAGCUCCGCCUCGUCCGACGACUACGCCGCAAUGCAAGAGGUUCUCACUUCGUUCGCGCAGUCGCUGUCUCAGCUCGUCGUGCGCGACGGCGAAGGAGCCACUAAGUUUGUUACUGUCCGUAUCCAGAACUCCCCCGACUAUGAAUCCGGUCGGUUGAUUGCGUCGACUAUUGCCCGCUCUCCGCUCGUCAAGACGGCCUUGUAUGGUAAGGAUGCUAACUGGGGUCGUAUUCUUUGCGCUAUUGGUUAUACCCAAGGUGUGGCGCCGGGAACUGUCGUUCCUGAGCGCACGAGCGUCAGCUUCAAGCCUGUUGAUGGUAGCCCUGUGUUGAACUUGCUGGUGAACGGUGAGCCUGAACAGGUCGAUGAAGAGCGUGCUAGUGUUAUUCUCCAGGAGGAAGAUCUGGAGAUUGUUGUUGACCUUGGCGGUGGUGAGAAGGGUGAGCAGGGUCUUGGUGGUGAGGAGGCUGUUUACUGGUUUUGUGAUUUCAGCCACGAAUAUGUCACUAUUAAUGGUGACUACAGAACUUAA
This is a messenger RNA of Aspergillus pseudotamarii, 1371 nucleotides long. Its product is annotated as bifunctional ornithine acetyltransferase/N-acetylglutamate synthase. Gene Ontology annotation, molecular function: L-glutamate N-acetyltransferase activity, acting on acetyl-CoA as donor; L-glutamate N-acetyltransferase activity, acting on acetyl-L-ornithine as donor. Bases 1 to 1371 code for a protein of 456 amino acids. Gene Ontology annotation, cellular component: mitochondrial matrix. NCBI's taxonomy places the organism in Eukaryota, Fungi, Ascomycota, Eurotiomycetes, Eurotiales, Aspergillaceae. Gene Ontology annotation, biological process: L-arginine biosynthetic process; L-ornithine biosynthetic process. The record is from RefSeq and is a predicted model, not a curated record. The transcript has 2 exons.